AUGGCAAAUAGCAUUUCUGAUGCUGUCAUAGAUAUUUUAAACAACAGUUAUGUGAUGGUGGAUGAAGAUCUCAUUCUAAAUAAUGAUGGCGAUCGUGAAAAUCUAUACGAAGAGUGCACAGACAAUCCAACGACAGAUGCAGACUACAAUCCAUUAGAUUAUGCAGAGCCUCCUACAGACUACAUUCCUUUAGAGUAUAAAGCAAAAAUUGUUGCUCUUGCUGAAGCACAUCCACAUUGGAAUUUAAAGACACUGCAAAGACAAGGUGGAAGUCAUUUAAAAAGAAAAGAUUAUUUAAUCCAAUGGAAGAAAGAUGUGAAAAGUGGAGGAACGCGAGUAGAUAAAUGGCAAACAAUUGACAAUGAAACUUUUGAACAUUUUCGAGAAGCAAGAAGCUGUUACGAGCAGGUAACAACAAGAACAUUGCAACAAUGGGCAUUAAUAGCAGCUUCUCCUUUUCAAUCGGACACGUUUUCGUUCGAUGCUAGUUCUACCUGGGUACAAGUUUUUAAACAGAAACAUAGAAUAAAACAGCGUCAGAUAACAAAAUAUGUUAGCCGAAGAGAGAUCGCUACUCUAGAAGAAACCACGGAAGCAGAACAAAGAUUCCAGAUACAAACGAGAAACAUUAUUUCUAAUUUCAAUUUGGAUUUCGUAAUUAAUACUGACCAGACGGGGUGCAAUUAUCAAACAACGUACAAUAAAUCACUCCAGUUUAAAGGAGUAAAGACAGUGUUCUUGAAAAAGCAAAAUUUAAAUAAAAUUACACAUUUGUAUACGGCACAAUAUAGCAUGACUGCAUCGGGGAAAUUGCUUCCACUUGUGUAUAUAUGCUUGCAAGAAUCUACAAAUAAAUUUGGUCCUAUAAUAUCCAAAACGGUUGAUAAAUUGACUGCAGAAUUUGGUAAUGUUGUUGUUACUUGUUCCAAAUCAGGAAAAUUAACUAAAGAAUUAUAUAAAAACUAUUUAGAAACAACGUUAAAAUCGUAUGUGAAAAAUGACAAAUUCCUUUUAAUAAUUGAUUCAUGGGGAGGACAAACUGAUGCUGCUUUACAUGAUGAAAUUUUUUGGAAUGAUGAUGGAGAUGCAACAUGCACUCUGAAAAUAAUUCUUGCGAAAUGCACCCCAUUUUGUCAACCAUGCAAUGUCUAUUUUUAUCGACAAGUCAAACUUCUAAUAAAACGAUUGCAAAAUGCUCCAAUAUUAAUAAAAGAAGAAAGAGAAAUAGCAUCUCGUGAGGAUGCUAUUAAAAUUCAUUCUAUAGUGCACCAUCAGUUGAGCGCUCCUUCUUUUGAAAACAUGAUUAAAUAUGCUUGGUACGCUGCAAAAUUAUUGGAAGAAAGAAAUUUUUUUUCAAAUGUUAACGAUAUUUGCUUUCCACCAACAAUUGCAAAGCAGAAGUGCCCCUGUACAGAGAUUUCUUUUAUAAAAUGUGCUUGGUGCGCUAUAUGUUUUUGUUUUAAAUGUUUUUAUGAUAUAUAUCAUCCAAACAAAUGUUUUGGAUAUAAAGAUGGUGACGAUGCCGAAUGA
Messenger RNA from Harpegnathos saltator (Jerdon's jumping ant), 1530 nucleotides. RefSeq lists its product as uncharacterized. Bases 1 to 1530 code for a protein of 509 amino acids. Lineage: Eukaryota; Metazoa; Arthropoda; Insecta; Hymenoptera; Formicidae. The transcript has 3 exons. The record is from RefSeq and is a predicted model, not a curated record.